Messenger RNA from Salmo salar (Atlantic salmon), 3186 nucleotides. The record is from RefSeq and is a predicted model, not a curated record. Lineage: Eukaryota; Metazoa; Chordata; Actinopteri; Salmoniformes; Salmonidae.
UAGCCUAUUGGCAUAGGCUUCUCUCUUCAUUGGUGUUUGAUGCGCUAUUUAGCCUACUUAAAUAGGCUACACAAAAACAUUUUGAGUCAAUCAGGUAGCAAAUAUUUUCAUGUAGGCUAUUUAUUUAUAGGUCUAUUUUAGAAAUUAACCACGUUUUACUCCAAACUGUUGGGCGUGCUUGGUAAGGCUAAAGCAACCGAAAGUUGAUGUUAGUGAAGUAGGGGGAGGUGCAUCUGCUCCUCCAUGGCUGUUAGCAAGCUAACGUUACCUACAAAUUCAUUUGUAUUUUUUUUAACAGUGCUAAAUACAUCAAGAUAGCUAGCCAAUAUGAAGUUGGGCAGCUGGUGAUAUAAAAAAUUAUUAAAUAUCUAUCUAUACAGUAUGUAAAGUCGGCUAGAUAGCUAACUAGUGUUAGCUACGUUAGCAGCUCAUUUGAGUUAGCCCGCACUGUUGCUAGUUAGCAAAUAAAACAUGUUUUGGGAAAACAUUUUAGAAAUGUAUUUACUUACUAGUACUUGAAUAGGUCCUCCCAGUCAUGUGGACGAUUGGAAACAGGGCAGCAACGUUUGUCACCAGAGCGUUUUAGACCAUAUUACUAUGUAACGUGAACUAUUUACCCAUUUAAUAACCAGACCUUCAUACGAACUUGCUAUGCUGCAUUCUUGAAGCACAACCGAAAGUGCUGCUAUAUGCUGCCCAAAAGCGAGCCACUCUGGGCGGGCUAAGACGAGCGAUUCUGAGGUGAACUAGAACUGCAGGUGUUGUGCAGAAAAGCUCGCCCCCAGAAUCGGAUUGGCUGAAAGUGCCAUUUCACUUAGUUGAGACAGAGACGGAUGCUUCCAGAGGUGCAAAUGUAAAGCAAGUCAAUAGACUGUUAAAGUCCCAGCAGUAGAGAACUGGAAAAUGACAACGCUUCAAUAUUUGGGAAUAUCAGUUAUUUUCAUCAUCGAUCUGUUGGGAGAUGUGAAUGCUGAAGUGAAUAUAUUGACACAGAGAGAGGGGCAGUCUGUCACUCUACACACUGGACUAACUGGACUACAUGUUGAUACGAUAUUUUGGGUCUUUGGUCCAGUCAUUCCAAACACCUCAAUAGUUGAGAGUCAGGUCAUCAGAGGAGAGAACAUCACAGAAUUCAAAGGAAGAUUCUCAGACAGAUUGCAGCUGGACAGAGAAACUGGAUCUCUCACCAUCAGAAAUCUCACCCUCAACAACUCUGGAGUUUAUCAGCUAGACAUUUUCAAUACACACAAAACAUCUCAGAGAUUCAACCUAACUGUCUAUGCUCCAGUACCACUUCCUCAAGUCCAAAAAAUCUCUGAAGGUGAUGUUCUGGACAGUUCAUCAGAGAAGGGGAGCUGUUCAGUGGUGUGUUCUGUGGAGAACCAGAUAGAUAGGACCCUGUCCUGGUACAGAGGAGAGAAGAGACUCAACCAGACCAGCAGCCCUGACCUCUCCACCAACCUGUCUCUCUCUCUGGAGAUAAAGCUAAAGGACAAAGAUAUCUACAGCUGUGUGGCUGCCAACCCAGUCAGCAACCAGACAACCAAACUCAACAUUGAAACGCUCUGCCUUCAGUUUGUAGAGUCUGGUCCUAAUCUAACCACUAUCAUUGUGAUAGUCCUAACGUUAUUUAUUGGAAUAUGCUGCAUAUGGGAAAAGAAAGAUAUUAAAGCAACACAUUCAUAUUUCAUUCUUUUGAUUCCAGAUCUGUUGGGAGCUGUGAAUGCUGAAGUGAAUAUAUUGACACAGAGAGAGGGGCAGUCUGUCACUCUCCACACUGGACUAACUGGACUACAUGUUGAUAAGAUAUUUUGGUUCUUUGGUCCAGUCAUUCCAAACACCUCAAUAGUUGAGAGUCAGGUCAUCAGAGGAGAGAACAUCACAGAAUUCAAAGGAAGAUUCCCAGACAGACUGCAGCUGGACAGAGAAACUGGAUCUCUCACCAUCAGAAAUCUCACCCUCAACAACUCUGGAGUUUAUCAGCUAAACAUUUUCAAUACACACAAAACAUCUCAGAGAUUCAACCUAACUGUCUAUGCUCCAGUACCACUUCCUCAAGUCAGAAAAAUCCCUCAAGGUGAUGUUCUGGACAGUUCAUCAGAGAAGGGGAGCUGUUCAGUGGUGUGUUCUGUGGAGAACCAGAUAUAUAGGACCCUGUCCUGGUACAGAGGAGAGAAGAGACUCAACCAGACCAGCAGCCCUGACCUCUCCACCAACCUGUCUCUCUCUCUGGAGAUAAAGCUACAGGACAAAGAUAUCUACAGCUGUGUGGCUGCCAACCCAGUCAGCAACCAGACAACCAAACUCAACAUUGAAACGCUCUGCCUUCAGUUUGUAGAGUCUGGUCCUAAUCUAACCACUAUCAUUGUGAUAGUCCUUGUAAUAGUCCGAACGUUAUUUAUUGGAAUAUGCUGCAUCUGGAAAAAGAAAGAUAUUAAAUGGUGCUGUGUAUCCACCUCAGGGAGUCCAGAAGAGGAGGACUCUGUGGUGUAGCCUACUCUGUCAGACCCUGCAUUUCACCUUCUUCCCCAGUGAAGAAUGAGAACUCAUUAGACUGCAUCCCUGCCACUGUAAAAACAGGAUGCACAUUUUGACAUGACCAAAGGAUGUGUUUUAUGCAGCAAAUAAUCACUCCUCUACUCUGUACCAACUUCUGUCUACAAUUGUAUUACCAAAGAAGAAUUUUAAUACAUAAACAAAGAGUCUGUGUUUCCUUUCCAUUACUAAUGUAUGUUUGAUAAUUAUAUAGACCUGAUCAUUUGGUGAUGAAAUUGACCAACAGUUGAGUAAAUAUUGUUACAUUUGUUUGUAAGAUAGCCUUAAAGGGCAAUUCCGCCACUUUUCAACCUCAUAUUUAUUAUUUCCAGUACCAAACCAGUGUCUACAGCGCGUUUCUAUGAUCUGUGGUUAAAAAAUGCUUCUGUGACAUCACGGUGCUGCUCACUUCAAUGUGAAUCCCAUGUUUGAAAAUCACUGUUUUUGAUGUUUUAACUUUUGAAAAUGUAUAAAUGUGCCAUUUUCACAUAUGUAGAGACUGAAACAGUCUGAAACAGAGACUCAAACUUUAUUUGAGGUGCAUUUAAUGUUUGAUUGGUUUGAUUUAGUCCUAUUCUUCAUUUUUGGUUGAGAUGGAGACGUGAAUACCACAUAUCAAUUAUGUUAAAAUUAGAAACCAACUAAAGCUUG